This is a messenger RNA of Betta splendens (Siamese fighting fish), 1528 nucleotides long. Its product is annotated as ras-related protein Rab-26-like. Gene Ontology annotation, molecular function: GTPase activity; GTP binding. The record is from RefSeq and is a predicted model, not a curated record. NCBI's taxonomy places the organism in Eukaryota, Metazoa, Chordata, Actinopteri, Anabantiformes, Osphronemidae. Gene Ontology annotation, cellular component: Golgi apparatus; endosome. The coding region runs from base 410 to 1168 and encodes 252 amino acids. The transcript is spliced from 9 exons.
UGUCAGGCAAGGUUUGCUUCGGGAGGCUGCACUUGUGUCCUAUUUAGGGUGGAAUCUCCGCAUAAACGCACCGCACAGCCACGCUUUGAUGCGCUCCCAGCAUCAACCCAGAAGAGGAGGAGAGAGAGCGCGAGCGCGUCGUGGACCAGGCAGCGGGUUCGUAGUCAGCGGCUCCACCGCCGAGACAACAGCUGUCGCGCUUCGUCGCCCGUUCGCGAGUGCGAAAUCAAUUAACGCCGCGCGUCAUGGUUCGGAGGAACAGGUGAACUUCGCAAUCUUCAUGAUCUCGCCUGGACCAGAACUCCUCUAGGAAAGUAGUGCAGACCGAGAGAGAGAGAGUCCCGUUUUUUUUUCCGCGUGUUUCUACUUCUCACACGUGUGUCUAAAUUGCCUGAAGGGUUCUGGAGCCAUGUCCAGGAAGAAGGCAGCCAAAGCCAAAAGUAACGCCAAGAGCCCCAAAGCGUCGCCGAGCGGCGGCAGCGGGAGGUCGGGGAAGGGACUGGCGGCCGCCGCCGCCGCGUCCUCCGGGCUGGUUUACCCCAGCAGACCGUCCAUCAGCAACAGCGGAGAGUUCUACGAUCUGUCCUUCAAGGUGAUGCUGGUGGGAGAUUCAGGUGUGGGGAAGACCUGUCUGCUGGUUCGCUUCAAAGACGGAGCCUUUCUAGCCGGGAGCUUCAUCUCUACAGUGGGCAUCGACUUCAGGAAUAAAGUUAUGAGCAUUGAUGCUGUGAAGGUCAAACUGCAGAUCUGGGACACUGCUGGUCAGGAGCGCUUCCGGAGCGUUACGCACGCUUACUACCGUGACGCCCACGCUCUUCUCCUUUUGUAUGACGUCACCAACAAGGCAUCGUUUGACAACAUCCGGGCGUGGUUGACAGAGGUCCACGAGUACGCUCAGCAGGACGUGGUCGUCAUGCUGCUGGGCAACAAGGCCGAUUCCACACACAACAGGCUGGUGAAACGGGAGGAGGGAGAGAAACUGGCAAAGGAGUUCGGGGUGCCCUUCAUGGAGACGAGUGCUAAAUCUGGACUCAACGUGGAGCUGGCCUUCACUGCUGUGGCCAAAGAACUGAAGCACAGGACCAUGAAGGAGCCCGACGAGCCCAAGUUUCAGCUGCAGGAGUACGUGGACAAAGAAAUGAGGACGGCUGCCUGCUGCGGCUCAUAGACUCCAGUGUGUGUGUGCGUGUGUGUGUGUGUGUGUGUGUGUGUGAGAGAGAGAACGACAACAGCUAGAUAUUAGUGGACGCGCUAAAUUGUAGUGCGUGGGAAUUUUUUAACGAAAUUCUCCGUGUUUGUAAUAUUUCCUCCUUCCCUUGCAACUGUGAAUGUAACAUAGCUCCCGUCUACGUGCUUGCAUAUCUGUAUGUGCAUGUACACACACGAACCUCUACUCCAGCUUUUCAGUUCAUUCUGUGCAACUCGACAUUCAUGAAUUUACGCACACAUUUGUACGGAUCAACGCGUAAGCUGCAGAACUGGAUCAAAAGGCACCGUGUGCUGCUAAUGUACAGGAGGAGAACUGAUU